Molecule: messenger RNA, 844 nt
Organism: Lineus longissimus
Lineage: Eukaryota; Metazoa; Nemertea; Pilidiophora; Heteronemertea; Lineidae
Product: small ribosomal subunit protein eS6-like
Exons: 5
Coding region: 53-796 (247 amino acids)
Biological process (GO): translation
Cellular component (GO): ribosome
Molecular function (GO): structural constituent of ribosome
Source: RefSeq, a predicted model, not a curated record
GCGAGAUUCUGCCUUUUCUAGCAGGCUCAUGAAAAAGGCAAAAUAGCCUGAGAUGAAGUUGAAUAUCUCUUACCCAGCCACUGGCUGCCAAAAGCUGGUUGAGGUCAACGAUGACCUGAAACUGAGGAACUUCUAUGAGAAGCGUAUUUCUGCUGAGGUGAACGGCGAAUGCCUAGGGGAUGAAUGGAAGGGCUACGUCUUCAGGAUUUCUGGUGGUAAUGACAAACAGGGAUUCCCCAUGAAGCAGGGUGUCUUGACCACUGGCAGAGUCCGCCUGCUGCUGGGUAAAGGCCACACGUGCUUCCGUGCACGCCGCAGUGGUGAGAGAAAGAGGAAGUCUGUCCGUGGAUGCAUUGUUGAUGCUCAGCUCAGUGUGCUAUGCCUGGUUAUCGUCAAGAAGGGUGAGUCAGAUAUCCCUGGGUUGACCGACACCACUAUCCCACGACGACUUGGACCAAAGAGAGCCACCAAGAUCAGGAAGUUGUUCAAUCUGUCCAAGGAAGAUGAUGUACGACAGUAUGUGGUCAGAAGACCACUUGAGGCCAAAGAAGGCAAGAAGCAACAGACCAAGGCCCCCAAGAUCCAGCGUUUAGUGACACCAGUUGUUCUCCAACGUAAGAGGCGAAGGAUGGCUUUGAAGAAGAAACAUACGGCCAAGAAGAGGGAGGCUGCUGCAGAAUAUGCCAAACUUCUCGCUCAAAGGAUGAAAGAGAAGAAGGAGAAGAAGAUGGAGAGGAGGCGGUCAGCCUCUGCAUCAAAGAGCUCCAUCAGCAGAGAGUCAACCUCCAAGAAAUAAAUUAAUAAUGUAAAGUAUGUAAGAAAAUUAAAAAAAGUGAUAAUAUGA